This is a messenger RNA of Marchantia polymorpha subsp. ruderalis, 3545 nucleotides long. The record is from the annotation of a GenBank genome assembly. NCBI's taxonomy places the organism in Eukaryota, Viridiplantae, Streptophyta, Marchantiopsida, Marchantiales, Marchantiaceae.
CGGAAACGAUUGUAGAUCAGACGAAGUAGAAGACGAGAGAAGCAGAGAGAGAGAGAGAGAGAGAGAGAGAGAGAGGGAGAGUGUGGGGCGAGGAGGAGGCCUUUGCAGCCUUUUCCUCCUUUGGCGGUAGGUCUCAUGGUGUGUUGUCGGGGCGCGGUGGGGGAUUUUAGAGGUUCGGGGAGCGGUGGGGGGGAGAUGAGGUGGGGCAUUGGGCAGAUGAUGAGAGCAGAGAUUGAUGAAGUGAUGUGCGGUAUCCGAUAUUCCUUGCGGUGAGCGGCCAGCUGAUGAUAGCUGCGUGUGUGUGUGCGUCCGAAAUCCUCCCGCACCACUGAACCACAUCAUUUCCACUUGUGCUUUGCGUUGGUUCGUUUUUGUUGGUACGCCGAGGUUGCUGCUCCUUUUAUCUAUCUCUGGCUUGUCCCUUCCCCAUCUUCCCCCCCAGCCCCCCUCCCCCUCGCCACUCGCCUCUCGCCUAUCAUUAUAAUCCUCCUGCUGUGCCCCCGUCCGUCCUUAGUCUGUCCCGGUUUUGGUGCCCAGUGCUCGACCAUCUCAUUCAUUCCACUUUUACCACGAACCGACGUCCACUCACAUUCUCGUGUACAGGAAGCCUCCUCAGAUUUCGAAGCCUUCUCGAGGUGAUGUACACUUGGGUGCGGUGGCCUCGACUUGUUUGCGAAGCUCGUCAGAUGUCCACUGAUUGAUUCCGCUUCUCUUCCUGUAUGGUGUUGGGAGAAACCAUGUGUGCUGUUUAACGCGCACCGGUCGACACUCCGCCCGCCUCUGACUGCCUGCCAAGCCAAGUCGGACCAUCCGCCCGAGGUGGAAAUGAGAUCAAUGAACAUGCUCUAGGCUCACUGUGCCUCGUAUACACAGAUUCAUCUGCGUUGCCGCUCGCUCUUUCUCUCUCGCAUACCCUAUCACAGAGCUUCGUAGCAGUUCUGGGCUGAUAGCGCUUGCGAGUCAGACGAGGUGAUGGCAGCGGCUUUGUUCCAAGCGGCUGCCGGGGCUGGCUUGGCCCGCGCCCCUGGACUGUGUUCACAACCAGGUCACAAACAACCGAUUGCAGUUUCCAGCUUUCAUGUCACAUACCCAACAGCCUGUGCUCCUACAUCUUUUUCCCUUAAGUGCUCCUGCAGAGCUAAAGAGCUUCCCUGGUCCGGGGGCAGUUCGGAAUCAAGCCACCCAAAGAACGUGCGAGUGAACGCAAUCACAGAGCUUGCAGAGACCUCAGGAACCGCCUUGCGACUCGAACAUGGCACUAACGCCGAUGUUCAAAACUCCGCUACCGCUGUGUGUUCAGCGAACGAGUCUCAUCCUCAGACCAGAACUUUCCAAGGCGUCACCAGCGAGGAAGAACUCCUGAGUGCUGUAAGAUACGAAUCACAGGCCAAGUCGUUGGACCCAAGGGCCACUGCGGGCAUGUUAGAACUAUACUACAAUUACAGGGACGCGGUAGUUGGAAGUGGCGUGGAAAACUCAAUGGAGAUCGCCGUGAGAAUUAUGGCAACUGUUUUAGACCGCAUUCUCCUGCAAUUCGAGGAUCCUUUUACAUUUUCUUCAUACCACAAGCGCAUGGUGGAGCCUUACGAUUACUACACGUUUGGCCAAAACUACAUCAGGCCUUUGUUAGACUUCAGAAACUCUUUCUUGGGGAAUACCACUAUUUUUGAUGAUAUUGAGAGUCAGCUUAAACAGGGUCAUAACGUGUUUCUAUUUGCCAAUCAUCAAACUGAAGCGGACCCCGCAGUAAUGGCACUGUUACUCGAGACGUCUCACCCUUACCUGGCAGAAAAUCUGACUUACAUUGCCGGCGAUAGAGUCGUCCUCGAUCCUUUCUGCAAACCCUUCAGCAUGGGCAGGAACCUGCUGUGUGUCUACUCUAAGAAACAUAUCAACGAUAUCCCAGAGUUGACGGACAUGAAGCAGAGGGCUAACACACGAACUUUGAAAGAAAUGACAGCCCUGCUAAAGAAAGGUGGUCAAUUGAUCUGGAUUGCGCCAAGUGGAGGUCGGGAUCGCCCGGACCCCGAAACCAACGAGUGGAGACCUGCCCCAUUUGAUGCCUCUGCUGUCGAGAACAUGCGAAGAUUGCUAUCUCACAUGCCUGUUCCCGGUCACAUGUAUCCUAUGGCUCUGCUGUGUCACGACAUAAUGCCACCUCCUCGCAAGGUUGAAAAGGAACUUGGAGAGAGGAGGUUGAUCGGAUACCAUGGAGUAGGUCUGGCGGUAGCACCAAAGCUGAACUUUGAAGAAUUGACGGCUGGGACCACCUCCAAGGAGGAAGCAAGGGACAAGUUCGCGCGAAGUGUGUGGGAAAUAGUGAGCAAUCAAUAUACCGUGUUGAACAGAGCAUCAUACGGCGGGGAAGGUCUGAAUGCAUCCACUUCAUGUACUCAACUAUCACAGCCGUGGUUCGAGGUGCAAAAUGGAUCUCACUGAGGAAGACAAACGUCCAACUCCUUGGCAGAACCUUUAGGAAUUAGAAUUGUCAAAUCCUUACCUGUAUCUCUCCUCUGUCUCUUGUGCAUGUCGGGGGAGGCAAAAAGCUCUCUCAUAUUCUUUGGAAUCUUCAGGAAAGGUUUCUCUUAUUCCUGGGCAUCAGCUUUUUGUGAAAGAUUUCGGACGUGUUGUCAAAGUGGACACUGUGAAAUCUGCAGCGUUUUUGUAGAGUAACUAUGCUGGGCGACCAAGACUAGCUCUUUCAGCCGGAAUUGAGUGCUGGUUGAGGUGUCAGCUAUGUCCAUUGACUUGAGUUCCACUCAAUUUUACAACGUCAUCUAUGCCAGUUGGGCAUUUAUGUACAUGUGUUACCAUCAUUUGUGUUCAAGCAAUUUUUGAAGAAAGGGAAAUCUGAAAAGUUCUCUGGAGAUUAUUUGGUCAACCCAGGGACUGAGUUCCGGAGAAAAAGUAUAGCAUGACGGAAGGAUCAGACAGACUGUUAUGGGAAGAGGCCAGGAACCAGGAGCAUGCAUAGUGACGUUUUCUUUCAAUAUUGAAUGUUCAACCUCGACUGAGUUCCUGAUCUGGUGGUGUACGGAAGGGAUUUUGAGGCGUGCCCUCUGGAGGAUUGGAGGUGAUGUAGCAAUGACCAACACACAUUUGAGAGAAAAUGGCAGUUACUGCAGCCAUUCUUUUGUGGCUGCUAACGGAAUUGAAAGUACGGACCGAAGUUUCAUACCGUCUUACAGCCAGGUUUUGGUCAAUGUAUCCACUGCAGUAAUUGUAAAUUGAAAUCGUCGGUGAAAAUUCAUCCCAUCUUGUUUUGUGCCACUGUAAAUAUAAGUCGUAGGGAUGUGUCUUUCAGGUGGAUGGUUGUAGCUGAAAUGUGUGUCGUGUUCGGAAGUGCACUAUGGAAAUGCACUUUGAUUCUUUAGCCAAUGUAGGAUUGGUAUUCACAUUUGAUUGAAGAGACCAUGAGUUAUGAAUAAUGUUUUGUUUGAACUCGAUGAGGAAGUGUGUGGCACUUGUGGUGGACUAUUGACGGAAAUUGUCGCAAAGUGAUCUAUUAUGUGUGAGAAGAGAAUACUUUGAAUAUCGAGUUAGGU